AUGCUGAGUCUUCUCAAGACUGCCAUGAACAUCAUUGCCGGUGCAUCACCUUUUGCAGAAUCCAGUCCGGACCCCGCCAGCAUCAAUGCGAACGAGUCGAACGAGGAUCUUCAGAGGGAAGCGGAGAGGUCAGGCACGAAGCGGGCAAAACGUGCGCGGGAGGAGAGUGGGAGUCCCGAACUGCAGCGGAAAGUCGCGAGGAGGCUAGGGCAGCACGAGGGUCGUUUGACUGAGCAUUAUAGCCCACGUCCACCGGACGCUAUCACGAUAUCUGUACCCACCACACACGACAACGACUGGAACCCUGAUCACGGAUCGAAGAUGGCGCGAGGGGUACAGCCGAGCAAUACUCUGAAUCAGCCAACAGUACAAUCUUCGGGUAGCGGUAACGGCAGUACCUUCUUUGGCUGUCACGCCGGUCGCGGACCUGCAGCCCUGGCGACGCAGACUGUCAGAGGAGAUAAUGUGCAGAGCAGGGUAGACGCGGAGACGAGGUUCAACAGGCACCAAGACGGGGAACCCAAAACAAAGAAACAGAGAACAACCACUGUAGGAGGCACACCGGGAUCCUCGCUAACAGUCGACCUCACGGAUGAUGGGAGUAUGGAUUUUGACGUAUUCGCUGCGCAUCCAUUUCACAAGAGUAGCGCCGGGCCAAUGAGCAUGCAACCGGCAAGGUCGAGCCAGCCGGCACAAGCCAAUGAUCAUUUCGCAGCGCGGGAGUCUCAUCAAGCAGCUUCAUWCACCACCGAAGCGAAGCAGUCCAAGUCUGCGAAGCGGAGGAGCAACGAUCUUGCGCGCAAUGGCAGUGAGCGUUCGAGUGUCUAUGCAUCAGCGCGAUCGCCAGCAAUCGAGAUCCAGGACAGCUCCACUGAGGACCUCCCAGGAGCCAGGCACUCACCCGUGGUCGUCUGGGAGGGCAGCAACGGAAAUGCGGCACAUCCGCGUGGUUCACGACGCGUUCCUCCUAUUGAGUUGAGUAAGGGUCUUCCUAAUCCGCCCAAAGCAAAGGCAAAAGCAAAGGCUUCCCAGGGGAGCGAGAAGGACUUGCAGGUCGCAAACAGCAUGCUUCAGACUACAAGGCCAACCAAUAAACCGCCAAGACAAACCAACCGUGCACAACCUCAAGAAGCAGCCGAAAAUACUCGUCAACCCCCAAACCUGAGGCAUACGUUUAAGCGAGACGACCACACCCAUGGACACCCGCUCAAAGCCAAGGAUAGAAUGCGAGCAGAUUCGAGAAAUGAUAGAAAUAGUCCAGACCAGAUUGCGGGCGACAGAACUAUCCCGAGCUACAGCUCGCCCCACAAGGAAAAGCUGCCUCAAAGCUCUGUCCAGAGUAACACUGCACAGCAGCAAAAAUCCUCGUCUGCUGUAGUUCAUCAGCAAAAGUAUGCGGGUUCAACUGCAUCUGAAUGUCCCAUCGACGAUAUUCUCGGGACCGAACGGAUCCCUAUCCGCUCGAUCUUUUCCAAGCAAUACGUCGGAGAACAGGGAGAUUUGGCACUUGAGUGGAGUGACGAGGAGAAUGCAUUUUUCGUGGUUUGUGGGCAAGACUUUGUUCGGCUGCCUCACCAAACGAAGCUCGUCACAAUUGGCAAGAAUGACGUUUCGCACAGUUGGCAACAUAGCCGGGAUCUUGCAAAAGCCAUGCUCAAAGGUUCUUCGGUUGAUUGCAGCAACGGCACCGCUAUCAUCGAAUUUGUCGACGACCAUGGACUGAAUGCCUGCUACAAUCUCCUCAUGCACGCCACUGGUGACGGCAUGWCAUCCAUAUCGGCUAGCGCGGAGCAUAUGGAGAAAUGCUUUGUGACACAGAGCAAGGCACUGCGGGAAGCUAACAAGAGACUACGGCAGUCUGCAAACAAUAGCUAUGCAAUUGCGCCGGAUAGUCGUAGGGCCGGAUAUGAAGCGAUGCAAGAUCRCAGCGAAGAAGACAUUGUUUACGAGAAAAGCGAUGACUUGACGCUGAGUGGGGUCGUGCCCCAGAAACGAACCGCUCGUGUCGGUGAAGAGAUAUCGCCUUGGUUCACCCGAGACAACAACAGAAGAUCGACUCGCCAGGUCAAACCGACGAUAGCUCACCUGAGGACCCCCACUCCGCCACCGCGAUGGUCGGAGAUAAAUCCUCCAGUGGAAUGGCAACAGCCUGUGGUGUAUCCUUCGCAGGGCGCGCGACGUGUCACUGUGAACGAUUCCGACAUAUCUCGACUGGAUGAAGGUGAAUAUCUGAACGACAAUCUCCUUGGCUUCGCCAUCCGCCAUAUCGAGGAGACUAUGGAUCCGCAACACAAGCUCAAGGUCCACUUCUUCAACACCUUCUUCUACUCUGCGCUCAUGAAGAACAGGAGGGGAAUGGACUACGACGCCGUCAAAAGGUGGACCAAGAACGUUGACAUUUUCACCAUCCCAUACACUGUAGUGCCCAUCAACCACGAUCUUCAUUGGUACUUUGCAAUCAUUUGCAACAUGCAGUUCCUGGAUCGAAAGCUUUCGGGGGCCGCCGAACAGAACGAAAAUAUUCAAGACACACGAAGCAGCGUCAUUGACGUCGAGGAACUCAACGACGAUGCGCCACCAACAUCUGCUGGAGAUGAGCGUGAAAUUUUUACCAUGACGGACGAUGGGCACGUCGUAGGCAGCGCUGCAACGUCAAGUCACGCCAGCACGGCAAAUAGUAGGAGGAUCAAGAAGAAGACUGCGCCAACGAGGAAAUACGACACAAACGCUCCCGUCAUCAUCAUGCUCGAUUCAUUCGGCCAUGCGCGUCCGGCCGAGAUCAGCACUUUGAAAAAGUAUAUUCAAGCGGAAGCAAAAGACAAACGCGAAAUGGAUGUGGAUAUCGGCCAGAUUCAWGGGCUCAAUGCCAAAGGAAUACCGGAACAGCCCAACUUCUGCGACUGCGGUGUGUUCGUGAUCGGGAUCCUUCGGCAUUUCGCCAGGGAUCCCGAUACAUUUGUGAGAAAGCUUCUUCGGCGCGAAAUGGACCCUGACAAGGACUUCCCGAAUUUUAGUGCGCCUGCUAUACGAAACAGCAUCCGCCGUGAUCUGUUGAAGACUGCAGAUGAGCAGGCAGAAGAACGCAGGGUGCUCAAAGCGCAGAAGAAAACAAAGCUCGCAUCGACCAACACACCUUCGAGCAAGAGCAAGCCGGCGAGUCCUGUGUCUCAGCUGCAGACUGCGCACAAGACAUCAGCGGCUACCCUGCGUUCAACGUCGAUACCUGCUCCAUCCGCCCCCAAGUUUCACCCGUCCUCGCCAGCUCCCACCUCACAGACUGCGCUGCGGGAGCAAAGUACCCCACAUCUAGCCAUACCCAAGAGGACUGCCGAUAACGAUGACGAUCAAGAUGAGCUCGAAGUGUCGCCUCCAGUUGGGUUGAAAAAAGCAGGCAAUGCUUCUCUGACACACCGGAGUGCUUCCUCAGCAUCGUCAGACUCCGAUGAUGAGAUGUUGGAAGCGCCAAAACUCGCGAAUGGCUACCUGUCUUCCAAUUCGUUUACCCAGAAGCCCUCAUCUAGUGCGAUCAGCGCUUCGACUGCUCUGGGGACGGGGGCGUCCCAAGCCGGCAGUAACACAGGCUAUGAAGCGCGUGAUGGAGACACUGAGAUUCCAGACUCUCAAGGCCGAGGGUACUAG
This is a messenger RNA of Ramularia collo-cygni, 3639 nucleotides long. RefSeq lists its product as uncharacterized. Gene Ontology annotation, cellular component: cytoplasm; nucleus. The transcript has 2 exons. Gene Ontology annotation, molecular function: SUMO-specific endopeptidase activity. NCBI's taxonomy places the organism in Eukaryota, Fungi, Ascomycota, Dothideomycetes, Mycosphaerellales, Mycosphaerellaceae. The record is from RefSeq and is a predicted model, not a curated record. Gene Ontology annotation, biological process: protein desumoylation. Bases 1 to 3639 code for a protein of 1212 amino acids.